Molecule: messenger RNA, 1071 nt
Organism: Phycomyces blakesleeanus NRRL 1555(-)
Lineage: Eukaryota; Fungi; Mucoromycota; Mucoromycetes; Mucorales; Phycomycetaceae
Exons: 7
Coding region: 1-1071 (356 amino acids)
Cellular component (GO): cytoplasm
Molecular function (GO): 2-oxoglutarate-dependent dioxygenase activity
Source: RefSeq, a predicted model, not a curated record
AUGACAAACGCUACAGUCAAAGAAACUACAGCUAUUCUCGACUUGAAGAAGCUGGCUCUUCAGGAAAAGUCUUACUUGUCUUACCCCCCGACUGUUUAUUCUGAACUUGAACCCUUUGAGCACAACGAUCCUGGCCAUCGUGCUGAUCCAACCAAGGCAUCAAUAUAUAACAAUGCUGAAAAGAUAUUUGAUCUUACUCCAAAUAUUGGUACCGAAAUCCAUGGAUUACAGCUCUCCCAGUUGACAAACCAGCAAAAGGAUGACCUUGCUCUUCUUGUUGCAGAACGCGGUGUUGUGUUUUUCAGAGACCAGGAUCUCAACUAUCAACAAGGAAAAGAGCUUGGAAGAUAUUAUGGUCCUCUCCACAUUCACUUGACAGAAGGACAUGUUCCUAAUGAGCCAGAAGUCUUUCCCAUUUUCUAUGAUAAGAGUGAUGAAGCAAACAAGAUCUCAUCAUACUUCCGUACUGCCUCUGAUGGCUGGCAUAGUGAUGUAAGCUAUGAGCUCCAGCCUCCUGGAUUCACAUUUUUGAAGCUCGACACUUUGCCAACUAUCGGUGGAGACACUUUAUGGUCAUCCAGCUAUGCUGCCUACGACAGACUGUCUCCUGCUCUGCAAAAAUUUCUCGAGGGUCUUGAGGUUGUGCAUUCUGCUAAAGAUCAAGGAUUAGGUGCAAAGGCUCGUGGAAUUACUCUACGCAGACAAAAUGUGGAGCACACCCAUCCACUCAUUCGCACCCACCCAGUUACGGGUUGGAAGGGUCUCUUUGUACAGCCCAUAUUUGUCCACCACAUUGUCGGAUUGAGCAAGCGUGAGUCUGACACUAUCCUCAACUUCUUGUAUGAACACAUAUAUGGCGGACAUGAUUUUCAGGUGCGAUUCAAAUGGACUGAAGACACAAUCGCAGUCUGGGACAACCGAGUUACUACUCACUGCGCAAUAUUUGACUAUUUGAAUAUCGACAGACGUCAUGGCUGGAGAAUUACAGCACAGGCCGAAAGACCUUACUAUGACCCCAAGAGCAAGUCCAGAAGUGAGGAGCUUAGAAAGAAGCAGAGCUCAGGCCAAUAA